AUGACAACUCACAGAUAUGAGAACAUCUCCAUGGUGCCCUUGCGGGAGUUUGUGCUGGAAGGAUUUCAGGGAGGUGUGGAGACCCAGGCUCUGCUCUUUGCUGUCUUCCUGAUCCUAUACACUGUGACCAUCCUGGGCAACCUCACCAUGAUCACAGUCAUCACCCUGGAUGCCCGGCUGCACUCCCCCAUGUACUUCUUCCUCAAGAACCUGUCCUUCCUGGACGUCUGCUACUCAUCUGUUUUUGCCCCCAAAGCCCUGGCUAACUUCUUCUCUUCCUCUAAAGUCAUCAGCUUUGGAGCCUGUGCAACCCAAUUGUUUUUCUUCUCCCUUCUAGGCACCACGGAGGCCUUACUUCUAGCUGUGAUGGCCUAUGACCGCUUCAUGGCCAUCUGUAACCCCCUGCGUUACCCUGUGACCAUGUGCCACACACUCUGCACUCUCCUGGUGCUGGACUCCUACUGUGGAGGCUGCCUAAACUCCAUCAUGGAGACCAGCCUCACCUUUAAACUUCCUUUCUGCAGCUCCAACCGCAUCGACCACUUCUUCUGCGAUGUGCUCCCCUUGCUCAGGCUUGCCUGUGCAGACACAGCUCUGAAUGAGCUGGUCAUGUUCAGCAUCUGUGGCUUCAUCCUUCUGGGUGCAAUGCUUGGGAUCCUGACUUCCUAUGGCUACAUCACAGUGACCAUCCUCAGGAUGCCCUCUGGCUCUGGGAGACACAAGGUCUUCGCCACCUGUGGCUCCCACUUGAUGGCAGUGUGCUUGUUUUAUGGAACAGGUUUUGUUGUGUAUGGACAGCCAGGAGCCAUGAAGUCCAGGGAGCAGGGCAAGGUGGUCUCCAUCUUCUACACCCAAGUCAUCCCGAUGCUCAACCCCCUCAUCUACAGUCUGCGGAACAAAGACGUGAAGGAUGCCCUGCGGAGGCUGGGACAGAAAUGGGUGGCCCUGUGA
Octodon degus (degu) is the source of this 951-nucleotide messenger RNA. RefSeq names its product olfactory receptor 12-like. The record is from RefSeq and is a predicted model, not a curated record. Gene Ontology annotation, biological process: G protein-coupled receptor signaling pathway; sensory perception of smell. Gene Ontology annotation, molecular function: G protein-coupled receptor activity; olfactory receptor activity; odorant binding. Gene Ontology annotation, cellular component: membrane. Bases 1 to 951 code for a protein of 316 amino acids. The transcript has a single exon. Lineage: Eukaryota; Metazoa; Chordata; Mammalia; Rodentia; Octodontidae.